Balaenoptera acutorostrata (minke whale) is the source of this 3711-nucleotide messenger RNA. RefSeq names its product src kinase associated phosphoprotein 2 (gene SKAP2). The record is from RefSeq and is a predicted model, not a curated record. Bases 205 to 1284 code for a protein of 359 amino acids. NCBI's taxonomy places the organism in Eukaryota, Metazoa, Chordata, Mammalia, Artiodactyla, Balaenopteridae. The transcript has 13 exons. Gene Ontology annotation, molecular function: protein binding. Gene Ontology annotation, cellular component: cytoplasm; plasma membrane.
CGGGGCCGGGCCGAGAGUCCAGCAGCCGCGGCUGGGGCUUCAGCGACUUCCUUGUUGUGAGCCUCGGCCCGGCAGUGUCCGGACUCGUAGCCCCGCUGUCCUUACCGGGACUGCUAGCCCGAGUCUAGGUCGCAGCCGCAACCCCAGCCGGUCGGGUCCCCUUUCAGCGCAGGUCCUUUCCCCGCACGCCCCGCGCUCCCUAACAUGCCCAACCCCAGCAGCACCUCCUCUCCCUACCCCCUCCCCGAGGAAAUUAGGAACCUGUUGGCAGAUGUUGAAACAUUUGUAGCAGACAUACUGAGAGGGGAAAAUUUAUCCAAGAAAGCAAAGGAAAAGAGAGACUCCCUUAUUAAGAAGAUAAAAGAUGUAAAGUCUAUCUAUCUUCAGGAAUUUCAAGACAAAGGUGAUAUAGAAGAUGGAGAAGAAUAUGAUGACCCUUUUGCUGGGCCUCCAGACACUAUUUCAUUAGCCUCAGAAAGAUAUGAUAAAGAUGAUGAGGCCCACUCUGAUGGGAACCAGUUCCCUCCAGUUGCAGCACAGGACCUUCCUUUUGUGUUAAAGGCUGGCUACCUUGAAAAACGCAGAAAAGAUCACAGCUUUCUGGGAUUUGAAUGGCAGAAACGGUGGUGCGCUCUCAGUAAAACAGUGUUCUAUUAUUAUGGAAGUGAUAAAGACAAACAACAGAAAGGUGAAUUUGCAAUAGAAGGCUACAAUGUCAGAAUGAAUAACACUCUUAGGAAGGAUGGAAAGAAAGAUUGUUGUUUUGAAAUCUCUGCUCCCGAUAAACGUAUCUAUCAGUUCACAGCAGCUUCUCCCAAAGAUGCCGAAGAAUGGGUACAGCAGCUGAAAUUUGUAUUACAAGAUAUGGGGUCUGAUGUUAUUCCUGAGGAUGAUGAUGAAAGAGGGGACUUAUAUGAUGAUGUUGAUCAGCCUCUACCAAUCAGCAGCUCACCAGCAAGCAGCCAGCCAAUUGAUGAUGAAAUUUAUGAAGAACUUCCAGAAGAUGAAGAGGAUGGAGCUCCGGUGAAAGUGGAGGGGCAAAGGAAGAUGAGUCAGGACAGUGUUCACCACACCACAGGAGAUAAAAGCACCGAUUAUGCUAAUUUUUACCAGGGUUUGUGGGACUGCACAGGAGCUCUUUCUGAUGAAUUGUCAUUUAAACGUGGUGAUGUGAUUUACAUUCUUAGCAAGGAAUACAAUAGAUAUGGCUGGUGGGUAGGAGAAAUGAAGGGAGCCAUUGGCUUGGUGCCGAAAGCCUACAUAAUGGAGAUGUAUGAUAUUUGAGAGUCCUGGGGAAAAUCAACAUUUUGCCUGAAGAAAAAAAUUAAAAUGCAACUUUCCCUUUCUGCCUGCAGAAAAGGAAGAUUCCUCUGCUAGUGUGCAAAUGCUUUGGAUUGAGAAUCAUCGUGAAAGCAUGAGUGACAGCUCAUAACCUUUCUUUGUUUUGUUGAGCAUCGUUUGUCUUUGUUGUUUUAUGCAUUCAUUAUAAUAUUCCUCUGAUGUGAAAUUAAAUGAAGGAUAUUAAUGUAAAUUAGAUGCAAACAGUAAAGUUAUACCUGUUGCUGUUUUUCAAAUAAUCAUAGAUUUACUCAUUUGAUUUGUGUGAAAAAUUCAGCACUAUUUUAUAUGUAUCACAUAGUCAUUGCUACUUCUAGUAAGAGUUGUAACUUCUGUUAAUACUGGAUAUCAAUUAUUUUUUAGAAUGUAAUAUAUAAUUUCAUAAAAAUUUCAAUUGAAUGUAUCAUGCAAGUUUUUGGUAGAUGCUAUCUAAAGAAUGUAGCUUUGUUGAAACUUUGUAGAUGAGUUAUCUUCGUAUUUAUUUUUCAAACAAUAGUAACGUUUUCAUGAAAGAAUUUUUACUGAUUGGUGAAUUUACUUUAUGUUAAAUAUAGCCACAAGAAAGAAAAACGAUUGAAUUGCAAAUGGGAGUAUGCUGUCACCCUCUGCAACACACGUGAAGACCAGAACCAUGGUUUGUGCAAAGCCCAUUACCAAUAAUAAAUACCCUGGUUAUAUAAUGGGCUUGCCAACAUUUUCUACUGUAGUUUUCUUUAAAUUUAAUGAAACAAAAUUUUUGUGAGAGGUCCCAUUCUGCCACUGAUGUAAUGGCAUAAAGAGUCUCAAUGUAUUCUCAAAGUCAGAAGGCAUAACCGAGUAAUCUUACCCUGCCUGAUUGUUACUGUGCUAUUAAAGUCCCACCACAAAACAGUGCAAGUCCAGAUUUGAGCCCGCUCUGCACCUCUGAAAGCAAUGAGAAGAGAAGGAAGGCUCAGAGAGGAGGGUGUAGAAAUCUGGUGGGAACAUGUACCCAGGUACAGGUGAGUGGAAGGGUAGUGUUAGUCUGACAUUGGAGGUGUAUGUUGUACUCCAGAGCAAGGUUUGUGGAGUUAUAGUAUUACUUUUUCAUGUAUGUUUGAAAUCAAAGGUAUUUUAAAUGUCUACAAGGUACCACUAUGGUAUAUAUAUCAAAAUAUACUGCUGAUUGGAUAAUUAUUUGAAGUAAAUAUAAUCUGCUAAUAUUGAAUCCUUGAUUAGAAGGUACUACUUUUGUUGAACUUUUCAGAUCUUUGCUUUAAAGAUAAAGAUUCUAACCAUGCAAACGAGCUGAUAAUGUUUAAAAACCUCCAUUAUUUAUAAAAACUAUCUACAAGCAAUAUUUCAGAGUUUAUGUUUUACUAUUAUCCCCUCUGUACUGUGAUUAUCAGAUUUCACAUGUAAAAAAUAUAUAUAUUAAUUUGGGGGAUUGUGGGUGAAUUCUAGUUUAUAUAGAUUAGACCAUGUCAAGUUAAAGCUUUCAGAAAUUAAUUUAUGCACUGGUUAAUCUUUUCCUAAUAUAGAGCCAUUGGAAUAGAUUGAAAUCAUCUUGGCAAAAGUGAGACAACUGGAGAUGAAUUUAGUGAAUUGGUUUUCAAAGCCUGAGAGAUUGAAAAGUGAAAGCAGUUGUGGGUUCCACUGAAAAUGUAGACUUCCUUGUGGACACAGGCUUUGUGCUCUGGCCUAAAUGAAGAUUUUAGUCUUGGGCCAGUAGAUGGCAGCAGCUUUUCAUUGCAUAGGAACCUACUUGGAAACCCCUCCUCCACUCAGGCACAGACUCACUCCAAGCGUAAAGUAUUUAGAAGAUUAUUGCCUCUUUUUAAAGUUAAUCCAGGAGAGGGAGUCCUUUGCCAACUGAUGCCAGAUAGUCUCUGGAAUGGUGACAGUACAGAAAAAAAGUGUUACUUUUGUCCAGAGCUCUUCUGGCCUUUGUUCUUUUUCACUUGAAUAUAGGUGGGAGAUGAGAAAGGAAACAAAAAAUUUUUAAUUGGUCUGACAGGAAAAACAAUCAUUACUUUCAACUCAUGACUACUUUGUAUUCAUUUGGUGAAAUCAUCUGUAUACUAGGAGGGAGAAAGUUUUCUUUACACCCUUGACAAUAUAUCACACACUCUUCAAAAUCAUAAUAAUAAUCAUUAAUGUGAAUUUAAACAACAUGGCUUGUUAGAAAAUAUGCUAAUUGCUAUGUUCUCAUUAUGUUUGCUUAGCUUUUAUUUGUUUUUCUAUGAACAGAGAGCUAAUUUUUUUCAAAGGUGAUUGUAAGUCAUAUUUUACAUAGCGUUUUGCUUGAUUAUUUGCUCUGUACUGAAUUUGUACUCUAUUGCCAUUAGAUGUUACAAUAAUGUUCCACUCUGCAAAUUUUUAAGGUUCAAAUAAAGUUUAAUUGUUUGCAAACUG